Molecule: messenger RNA, 1129 nt
Organism: Frankliniella occidentalis (western flower thrips)
Lineage: Eukaryota; Metazoa; Arthropoda; Insecta; Thysanoptera; Thripidae
Product: eukaryotic translation initiation factor 3 subunit G-1
Exons: 2
Coding region: 162-1010 (282 amino acids)
Cellular component (GO): eukaryotic translation initiation factor 3 complex; cytoplasm
Molecular function (GO): translation initiation factor activity; RNA binding
Source: RefSeq, a predicted model, not a curated record
AUGAAAAAUUUCGGUGAAUCAAACUGCAGCAGCAGACAGAUUUUCCGCAAAGGCUGUGGUUCCUUGUACUCGCGUCCGCGGCUUCGUGACGUGCGUUGACGUGCUGUUUCAACAUAUUUUCCUUUUGCAUGACCUGGACUAUUCCUUAAAUCUACAGAAAUAUGCCUGAGCCAGUGAAGUCAAGCUGGGCAGAUGAAGUCGAUGAGGAAUCCAACAGAGGGCCCCUCCCAGCAGGCACUGAGGUGGUUGAAAAUGGAUUUAAAGUUGUCACUGAAUACAAAUUUAAUGAUGAUAACAAAAAGGUUAAAAUAGUUCGCACCUACAAGAUAGAAAAACGCACCGUUUCCAAAACAAUUGCUACGCGAAAGACAUGGCCUAAAUUUGGAGCUUCUAAAGAUGACAAACCGGGCCCAGAUCCUGCUACUACCAUUGUUUCUGAAGACGUUUACAUGCAUUUCUUGUCAGCAAAAGAAGAAGAGAACAUGAAAAUGGAAGAAGAUGCUUUGGAAAAACUCAAAGCUAAUCCUGAAAAGGGUGCUGUCAAAUGCCGAACGUGUAACGGCGAGCAUUGGACCUCGAAGUGUCCUUACAAGGGUUCUGACGCUCUAGCAAAAAUAAAUUCCGAGAAGAAACCGAUUGGCACUCCAGGUGCUAUGGAUAAGGCAGCAGCUCCUGCAUCAAAGUACAUCCCACCCAGCUUGCGAGAAGGAGCCAACAAGCGAGGAGAAUCGAUGAACACUAGGAGAGAUGAUACCUUGGCUAUAAGGAUUUCCAAUUUGUCCGAGAGUGUGGUAGAAAGUGACCUGGAGGAGCUUGUCAAGACAUUUGGUCCAAUCAGUAAAAUCUUCCUUGCUAAAGAUAAAGCCACAGGAAACUGUAAAGGCUUUGCCUAUGUUCACUUUAGGUAUCGCCAGGAUGCAAGUGCUGCAAUUGUUGGUUUGAAUGGUCAUGGGUAUGAUCAUUUAAUUUUGAAUGUUGAUUGGUCCAAGUCUCAACCUGUUCAAAAUUGAUCACUCAAUGCCAGAGUGUGGUCAGAAAAUGCAAUGUAUGUCAAUCUGGUUUAUAUGUUAUUGAUGAGGUGUAUUAUUUGGUAUUUUAGAUGAUUAAAUAAAAUUGCAUCUAAAGUGAA